Messenger RNA from Mitosporidium daphniae, 354 nucleotides. RefSeq lists its product as uncharacterized. Bases 1 to 354 code for a protein of 117 amino acids. The transcript has a single exon. The record is from RefSeq and is a predicted model, not a curated record. Lineage: Eukaryota; Fungi; Microsporidia.
AUGGUCAAAAAGAAAAGGAACAGAGCUGGUCGCACGAAGGUUCCUGAAGAGUUGGAAGAGCCAAACGGGAAAUCGAUCGGAAGGUUGGGAGUAUUUAGUGACCAGCCGCCAACGAUCAGGCUUUCCGAAAGCAGCUUUGUCGGAUUUGUAGACGAUUCGCUCCACUCGAUCCCAUCGAGCCCAUCGGUUUACUAUGACGCGGCAGAUCGGUCGAAAACGCCAUUCGAAUCGGAUAAAGCAAAGUUUCCUGCAAUGGUAUAUCCAUGGGCAUUCCGGCUUUCGCAAUUGACCACCAUAGAUGCACAGCUGAAUAGAAACACCAACCCUUGGUCUGUAAAUAUGAAAAAAAUGUAA